AAAAACUCUCACACACACACGUACUCCUGCGUACGAAACACACACUCGACAAGCCUUCUCCACAGAGGUGCUACGGUCACACACGGACGGACGACGACGGAAGCGUUUAAUUUCGGCCCUUGCGUAGAGAAGAGAGAUAUUAGACGCAGCGAUGCAGAGCGCAGCUGGAUUUCGGGGGUUGCUGGCGCCGGUGGCGGUGCUGGUGAUGGAGAUGGCGAUCAUGGCGGUGUUGGUGCCAGCGGUGCUCAGCGCCCCCUUCACCCCGGACCAGGACCCGAGACGGACAAGUGACGGGAAAGCGCUGUACGCGAUGCCCAGCAGUGCGGACACAGCAGAGAAAACCGUGUCCUCCAUCAGCAGUCCUGAGAGGCGAGAGAAGUUCCUGAAGGUCCUCCUGGCCCUGGAGGAGCUUCAGAGGUCCAUCAGUGUGGGCGGAAAGAUAACCAUGGUGCAACGGGGUAACAAAUCUAGUCAUCGAGGUGGAGGAAAAAAGAACAAAGCGGUGGUAUCGGAGGACGCCCAGCGAGCUGCCACACUGCCCCCAGUGGAUGGGGGUGGUACAGAUUCAGGACCCAGUGAUCGCCCACCAGGACCCCAAAACCGGGGAGGGAAGGACAUUAAAAAAUCCCACCCUCAAUCCCCAAAAAAACCUAAUAAGAGAGUUUGCUUCUGGAAGUACUGCUCCCAAAAUUGACCUGCACCCUGCACCCUCCACCCUCCACCCCCUCUCCCUGUGGAUCCCCACACCUGACCCUUUGAGAGGAGAGCCCCCAGACUGCUCGCUCCCCCGACCGCAGCGCUUAGCAACGCUGUAAGGCGCCGACAAAGACCUUUUCAACAGGUCAUUAGUAACCUUACUGACAGUACUGCCGCCCAGUGCGGCUCGACUUGUGUACAUUUGACAUUGUACAUGCAACUUCUAACAAA
Molecule: messenger RNA, 927 nt
Organism: Conger conger (European conger)
Lineage: Eukaryota; Metazoa; Chordata; Actinopteri; Anguilliformes; Congridae
Gene: urp2
Product: urotensin II-related peptide
Exons: 5
Coding region: 152-694 (180 amino acids)
Biological process (GO): blood vessel diameter maintenance; regulation of blood pressure
Cellular component (GO): extracellular region
Molecular function (GO): hormone activity
Source: RefSeq, a predicted model, not a curated record